ACGCAGCUGCUGUGCGCCGUGGAUCCACUGACACUAUGGAUACACGUUAAAACUUCCAACAUGAAGGAUAAAAGUAAAACGCGCCGCUGGGAGAAGAAGAGUUAACAAACCCAACUUUACUCUGUCAAGCAUGGAGCUGUGGAGCUUUUGGUUUUGGGUCUGUGCCUUCCUCUACGCGCAGCUUGUGGCAUGUUUGGAUCUUCACCUCACGGAGACUUUGCAACCCGGCACUCUCUUGGCCAACCUGUCCCUCGGACCGGGAUGGACGUAUAAACUGGACAGGACUUUAUCACCUGAAACCACGCGGGGACUUUUCCAAGUCGGGAAGCAGAGUGGAACUAUCAGACUGUCCCGGAAAGUGGAGUGUGCGCGCAUGACGAGGAACCCCGCGCCUGUUCACUUCAGGAGCAACUCCUUGACUUCUGGAGAUGUCAUCUUGACACAUUUAAACGUGUUUGUCCACGGACAGGACUGUUUUAUUAAAUACAAGAGAAAGACAUCUGCGGACAAGGUGGACAUUCACAUUAAACACUCUUUAAAAGUGGAGGCAACUUCCUGUCUACCUGCAGGGCUUUUGCUUUUCAACGCAACAGAACUUUUGCCUUCUUUAACAAGGAGCACCUCCUUCCUGGACACCAUGUGUGUUGGACAACAUUUUGCUGCGCUGUUUAGACAUGGAGGUUUAUUUUUUGCCAAGGACUUGUGUCCUGAAAGCAUCAGGACAGUGGAUUUGGAUUGCCCGCUGCACAGCUCUGAAGGCGUCCGACUCAACAUGCAGCUCACUUUGGCUUUUGGAAUCGUGCCUAAAGAUGGAUUCAUACAGGCGACAACUCAGGAAAUCACUGGGAAAUCAAUCCGGAGAGGUAAGCGACAGGUGAAUACGUCCCCCCAGUUCCAGCUCCCCAACUACCAGGUGUCGGUGCCUGAGAAUGAACCUGCCGGGACGCGGGUCAUCACCCUUAAAGCCACAGACCCGGAUGAUGGCGAAGCAGGGAGACUGGAGUACGGCAUGGAAGCGUUGUUUGACAGCAGGUCUAAUGACUUCUUCACUAUUGACACUCAGACAGGCAGCAUAGCAACCAUUCAGGCUUUAGACAGGGAAGUCAAAGACACGCAUGUUUUUAAAGUGACAGUCCGGGAUAACGGAACGCCGAGAAGACAAGCCACUUCUUACCUGACUGUCACUGUGAGCGACACCAACGACCACGGCCCGGUGUUUGAGCAGAACGAGUACAGAGUCAGCAUACGUGAGAAUGUAGAAGUCGGCUUUGAGGUGAUGACCAUCCGCGCUACCGAUGGGGACGCCCCCGCUAACGCUAACAUGAUCUAUAAAAUAAUAAACAGCGACGGCGGUAACGUCUUCGAGAUCGAUCCCCGUAACGGCUUGGUGAGGAUCCGAGAGCGACCAGACAGGGAGACGAGAGCUCAGUACCAGCUGAUUGUGGAGGCUAACGACCAAGGCAAGGAUCCGUGUCCUCGCAGUGCCACGGCGACGGUCCACAUCUCUGUGGAGGAUGAGAAUGACAACUACCCACAAUUCAGCAAAAAGAGAUACGUCGUACAGGUGCAGGAGAACGUGGCCAUCAACACCAAAGUCAUCCAAGUGGAGGCGACAGACAAAGACGAAGGGAACAACGCUAAAGUACACUACAGCAUCAUCAGCGGCAAUGUCAAAGGUCAGUUCUACAUCCACUCCCCCACUGGCGUCAUUGACAUCAUCAACCCUCUGGACUAUGAGAUGAUCCGCGAGUAUAAUCUGAGAAUAAAGGCGCAGGAUGGCGGCAGGCCUCCGCUGAUCAACGGCACUGGGAUGGUGGUGGUACAGGUGGUGGACGUCAACGACAAUGCCCCCAUGUUUGUCAGCACUCCUUUCCAGGCUACCGUUCUGGAAAACGUGGCCAUCGGCUACUCUGUCAUUCACAUUCAAGCAAUCGACGGUGAUUUUGGGGAGAACUCCAGACUGGAAUACCGGCUAACGGAUACUACUCCUGGUUUCCCGUUUACCAUCAACAACAGCACCGGGUGGAUUACAGCAAGUGAAGAGCUGGACCGGGAGACUAUUGAGUUCUACAGCUUCGGCGUGGAAGCGAGAGACCACGGCAUUCCUGUCAUGUCGUCCUCAGCGAGUGUUAGCAUCACUGUGCUGGAUGUAAAUGAUAACGUGCCUACAUUUACAGAGAAGAUCUACUCGCUUAAAAUCAACGAGGAUGCCGUCGUAGGGACUAGCGUGCUCACAGUGACUGCUCUGGACCGCGACGUCAACAGUGUAGUGACCUAUCAGAUUUCCAGCGGCAACACCAGGAACCGCUUCGCCAUCACCAGCCAGAGCGGUGGUGGUCUCAUCACUCUGGCCCUACCGUUGGACUACAAGCAGGAACGGCAGUAUGUCUUGACAGUCACUGCCAGCGACGGAACCCGCUCGGACACUGCGCAGGUGUUUAUUAACGUCACGGACGCCAACACGCAUAGGCCCGUCUUCCAGAGUGCCAACUACCAAGUGAUGCUCGGUGAGGAGCAACCCGUUGGAUCCACCGUGGUAGUGAUUAGCGCGACGGAUGAAGACACGGGAGAAAAUGCUCGCAUCACAUACAUCAUGGAGGACAGCGUUCCUCAGUUUAAAAUAGACUCCGACACCGGUGCCAUCACGACCCAGAUGGAGAUUGACUAUGAAGACCAGGCGUCCUACACUUUGGCUAUCAUCGCCAGAGACAACGGUAUCCCACAGAAAUCCGACACCACCUACGUGGAGAUUAUCGUCGUGGACGCUAACGAUAAUUCUCCUCAGUUUCUACGAGACAUGUACCAAGGCAGCGUGUUUGAAGAUGCUCCUGUCUACACUAGCGUCCUCCAGAUUUCUGCAUCAGACAGAGAUUCCGACUCAAAUGGAAGGCUAAGCUAUACAUUCCUGGGCGGUGAUGACGGUGAUGGGGACUUCUUUAUCGAGCAGUAUUCUGGCAUCAUCAGAACGGCUCGCAAGCUUGAUAGAGAGAACGUUCCUGUUUACAAUCUGAAGGCCUUUGCUGUGGACAAGGGGGUUCCACCUCUGAAAGCAGCUGUCCCCAUACAUGUGGUCGUUCAGGACAUAAACGACAACGCCCCGGUGUUUGAGAAGGAUGAGUUGUUUAUCCAUGUGGAGGAGAACAGCCCAUUAGGGUCCGUCAUUGCCCGGAUCACUGCCACCGACCCGGACGAGGGCACAAACGCUCAAAUCAUGUAUCAGAUAGUCGAAGGGAACUUUCCACAGAUUUUCGAGCUGGACAUCUUCAACGGCGAACUCUAUUCACUCAUAGACCUGGACUAUGAGACCAGAACAGAGUACGUCAUCGUGGUCCAGGCCACCUCGGCGCCUCUAGUGAGCCGGGUCACCGUGCACAUCAGGCUGGUGGACAUGAACGACAACAGGCCAGUGCUGCAAGACUUUGAGAUCAUUUUCAACAACUACGUCACAAACAAGUCCAACAGUUUCCCAUCAGGAAUAAUCGGGAGGGUACCUGCCCAGGACCCGGACGUGUCGGAUAAGUUGCGGUACACGUUUCAGUCUGGAAACGAGCUCAAUCUGCUGCUGCUCAAUGAGGACACGGGGGAUUUGCGGCUGAACAAGGACUUGGACAAUGACAGACCGCUGGAGGCACCGAUGAUCAUCUCUGUCACAGACGGCGUUCACGUCGUCUCCUCCCUGUGCACGCUGCGCGUCACCAUCAUCACGGACGACAUGCUGACCAACAGCAUCACGGUGCGCCUGGAGAACAUGUCCCAGGAGAGCUUCCUCUCGCCUCUGCUCAGCCGCUUCGUGGACGGCGUGGCGGCCGUGCUCUCCACCAGGCGGGAGGCCGUGUUCGUGUUCAACAUCCAGAACGACACCGACGUGCAGGGCUCCAUCCUCAACGUCACCUUCUCGGCCAUGCAGCCCGGCGGGGGCCCGGGGAAGGGGACCUUCUUUCCUUCGGAGGAGCUGCAGGAGCAGAUUUACUUGAACAGGACGCUGCUCAGGCUCAUUUCUUCUCAGGAGGUUUUGCCAUUUGACGACAACAUCUGCCUGAGGGAGCCCUGCGAGAACUACAUGAAGUGCGUGUCCGUGCUGAAGUUCGACAGCUCGCCUCCCUUCAUCGCCUCCGAGACGGUUCUGUUCCGGCCCAUACAUCCCAUCAACGGGCUGCGCUGCCGCUGCCCCGUGGGCUUCACGGGCGACUACUGCGAGACCGAGAUCGACCUGUGCUACUCUGGCCCGUGCAAGAACAGCGGCAGGUGUCGCAGCAGAGAGGGCGGCUACACCUGCGAGUGCCUGGAAGACUUCACGGGUGAGCACUGCGAGGUGAACGUCUCAUCGGGUCGCUGUGUGCCAGGCGUGUGCAAGAACGGCGGCGAGUGCGUCAACCGUCUAGCCGGCGGCUUUGUGUGCCAGUGUCAGCCCGGCGAGUACGAGAAGCCUUACUGCGAGAUGACCACGCGCAGCUUCCCCGGACAGUCCUUUGUCACCUUCAGGGGCCUCAGGCAAAGGUUCCACUUCACUGUAUCGCUCAUGUUUGCUACAAGAGAACGCAACGCCCUGCUCCUCUACAACGGCAGGUUCAACGAGAAACACGACUUCAUCGCUUUGGAAGUCAUCGACGAACAGAUUCAACUCACCUUCUCUGGAGGUGAGACCAAAACCACGGUGACCCCCUUCAUCCCAGGCGGCGUCAGUGAUGGUCAGUGGCAUUCUGUCCAGCUCCAUUACUACAACAAGCGAUGGAGUCGCUCAAAAAGCCUCCGUCGGCAACACUCGGAGCGUGGGCUCAUCAAAGAAGCGCCGCAAGGUUCAUGUUCCCCUAACAUCGGGCGCCUGGGGAUCCCGCAUGGACCCUCCGGGGAGAAGGUGGCUGUGGUUGCCGUGGACGACUGCGACAUCUCCAUGGCGAUACGCUUCGGGAAGCAGAUUGGGAACUACUCGUGUGCCGCCCAGGGAACGCAGACUGGACAAAAGAAGUCGCUCGACUUGACCGGGCCGCUGUUGCUGGGUGGCGUCCCCAACCUGCCCGAAGACUUCCCUGUCCGAAACCGACACUUUGUGGGUUGCAUGAGGAACCUGAGCAUCGACGGCAGGCCCGUCGACAUGGCCAGCUUCAUCGCCAACAACGGAACCGCAGCCGGGUGUCCAGCAAAGAGAAACUUCUGCACGCCGAGUGUGUGUCAGAAUGGAGGAGUGUGUGUUAGCAAGUGGAACACAUACAGCUGCGACUGCCCAACUGGUUACGGUGGCAAAAACUGCGAACAAGUGAUGCCGUCACCUCAGUUCUUCGACGGCAAGGCUCUUAUUUCCUGGAGCGAGCCGGACGUCACCAUCGCGGUUCCCUGGUACAUGGGUCUCAUGUUCCGGACUCGGCAGCCUGCAGGCACCUUGAUGCAAGCCAACGCCGGCCCCUCCUCCACCAUAAACCUCAUGGUGAGCGAGCAACAGGUUCGUAUGGAGGUGUUACUACGCCAACAAAUGGUGGCGUCCCUGAGCUUUUCGCAAGUUCGGGUCAACGACGGGGAGUGGCAUCACCUGCUGGUGGAGCUGAGAAGCGUAAAAGAGGGCAAGGCCAUCAAAUACAUGGCUGCCGUAUCCCUAGACUACGGCAUGUACCAGAAGUCGGUGGUGAUCGGCAAUGACCUCCCGGGGUUGAAGCUGCAAACUCUUCAUGUUGGGGGUUUGCCUGCAGAGAGCAAUCAUGUCAGGAAAGGAUUUGUUGGGUGCAUACAGGGCGUCCGCAUGGGUGAGACGUCCACCAACGUGGCCAACGUCAACAUGGCCCGCGGCCUGAAGAUCCGCGUGGAGGACGGCUGUGAUCUUGCCGACCCGUGCGACUCCAACAUCUGCCCUGAGAACAGCCACUGCAGCGACGACUGGAGCACACACACCUGUGUCUGCGAUCCAGGUUAUUUCGGUAAGGAGUGCGUCGACGCUUGUCAGCUCAACCCGUGUGAGUACGUUUCCACCUGCGCUCGCAAGCCCAGCUCCUCCCACGGAUACACCUGUGAAUGUGGUCACAGCCACUACGGCCAGUACUGCGAAAACAAGAUGGAGAAGCCGUGUCCUCAGGGUUGGUGGGGGAGUCCCAUGUGUGGACCCUGUGGCUGCGACCCAAGCAGGGGCUUUCAUAACGACUGCAACAAGACCACCGGGGAGUGCCGCUGCAAGGAGAAUCACUACCGCCCAGAAGGAGAAGACUCUUGCUACCCGUGCGAGUGCUUCUCCGUCGGCUCUGAGUCUCGAACCUGCGACCCCGUCACCGGGCAGUGUCCCUGCAAGGGCGGAGUCAUCGGUCGCCAAUGUAACCGCUGCGAUAACCCGUUUGCCGAGGUCACCCCCAUUGGAUGUGAAGUGGUGUAUGAAGGCUGUCCUAAAGCAUUUGAGGCGGGCAUUUGGUGGCCCAAGACUAAGUUCGGACGUCCGGCUGCCAUGAACUGUCCCAAAGGAUCCAUUGGCACCGCCAUUCGCCACUGUAGCGACGAGAAAGGCUGGUUGUCGCCCGAGCUUUUCAACUGCACCACCGCCUCCUUCGCUCAGCUGAGCAAACUGAAUGAAGAGCUACGCCGUAACAGCUCAAGGAUGGACACAGAGCGCUCCAAGAACAUAGUGCGUUUGCUCCACGCCGCCACCAAUAGCACCAGGAGUUACUACGGCAACGACGUGAAGACUGCCACCCGGCUGCUGAACCACGUACUGCAUUACGAGAGCCGCCGGGCGGGAUUCGAGCUCACCGCCGCCAAGGACGCGGAAUUCAACGAGAAUUUGGUUCGAGCCGGAAGUGCCAUACUGGACCCGGACACGAAAGCGCACUGGGAGCAGAUUCAGAAAACAGAGGGCGGCACGGCUCACCUGCUUCGGAAUUUCGAGGAAUAUGCAAACACCUUGGCGCGGAACGUCAGGAAAACCUACCUGAAACCCUUCACCAUUGUUACGGACAACAUGAUAUUAUCCGUAGACUACCUUGAUGUUUCGGAUCCUCAGAAGACCACGUUCCCUCGCUUCCAGGACAUCCUGGAGGAAUAUCCCGAAGAGCUCAGGUCUUCAGUCCACUUCCCACAAUUCAACAUGCAGCCUCAGCGGCACAGAGUGGAGACCACUCCAGCUCCUGCAGCUCAGACCGCCACCCCACUAGCGGAGGAGCACACGGCGUCUGACAGGAGCCGCCGCCACCUUGAGCCAGGCGCUCAUCUGCCGGUCGCCGUGGUGAUAGUAUACAAAUCUCUAGGGAAGCUGCUUCCUGAGAGAUAUGACCCGGACCGCAGAAGUCUAAGGGUCCCCAACCGCCCUGUGAUUAACACCGCCAUAGUAAGCGCCACAGUGCACAGCGAGGGUCCGCCUCUUCCUGUGGUUCUGGACCCGCCCAUUACAUUGGAGUACUUGCUGUUGGAGACGGAGGAGAGGACGAAGCCCGUCUGCGUCUUCUGGAAUCACUCCCUCGCGAUCGGAGGGACCGGCGGGUGGUCCUCAAAAGGCUGCGAAGUGCUGAGCAGGAACAGCAGCCACAUUAGCUGUCAGUGUAACCACAUGACCAGCUUUGCCGUGCUCAUGGACAUGUCCAAACGAGAGCACGGCGAUGUUCUGCCCCUGAAGAUCGUCACCUACACCACAGUGUCUGUCUCCCUCUUCCUGCUCCUGCUCACCUUGGUGCUGCUGUUUCUCCUGCGGCGCCUCAGCUCCAACCUGCACGUCAUCCACAGGAACCUGGUGGCGGCGCUGUUCUUUUCCGAGCUCGUCUUCCUGCUCGGCAUCAAUCAGACUGACAACCCGUUUGUUUGCACCAUAAUCGCCAUCCUCCUGCACUACUUCUACAUGUGCACCUUCGCUUGGAUGUUCGUGAAGGGGUUGCACAUCUACCGCAUGCUGACUGAGUUGCGCAACAUCAACCACGGUCACAUGAGGUUCUAUUACGCCAUGGGCUGGGGCAUCCCGGCUAUUAUCACUGGCUUGGCUGUCGGCCUUGACCCUCAAGGUUAUGGGAACCCCGAUUUCUGUUGGCUCUCCGUCCACGACACGCUCAUUUGGAGUUUCGCAGGACCCAUAUUUGUAGUUGUCCUGGUCAACAUAGUGAUCUUCAUCCUGGCCGCAAAGGCUUCCUGUGGUCGCAGGCAGAAGGCGGUUGAGAAGUCGGGCGCUAUCCUGGCUCUUCGCAUGGCCUUCCUCCUGCUGCUGCUCAUCAGCGCCACCUGGCUGCUGGGACUGAUGGCAGUCAACAGCGACGUGCUCACCUUCCACUACCUCUUUGCCGGCUUCAGCUGUCUGCAGGGAGUCUUCAUCUUCUUCUUCCACAUCGUCCUCAACAAAGACGUGAGGAAACAUCUCAAGAACGUCUUCACAGGAAAGAAGAACCUACCGGAGGAGACGGCCGCCACACGGGCGUCUUUGCUCACACGCUCCCUCAACUGUAACAACAUGGAGGACAGCCAUCUGUACCGCUCGGCCAUCGGCGGGUCCACCCUCUCCCUGGAGAGCACGCUCAGGGAAGAGUCGGGCCAGAAGCCCAGCGUCUCAUCCGGAACCGCGAAAGGCCACACUGAUCUCGACGGGCCUCUCUUCCACAGAAGUGGCUCCAAGGCCGACGGUGAGUUCCUCGCCCGUUUCGAACCGCAACAUCCGUGUGACCUCCAUGUCGUCCACCCUGCGCCAGACUCCGACUCGGACAGCGAACUGUCGCUGGACGAGAACAGCUCCUCCUACGCCUCGUCUCGCUCCUCGGACAGCGAGGACGACGACAUGGAUGUCAAGCCCAAGUGGAAUAACGAGAGGCAGCCUGUUCACAGCACGCCUAAAGUAGCCUCGGUGUCCAAUCACGUGAAGCCGUACUGGCCCACGGAUGCCACGACAGCCAGCGACAGCGAGGACCCCGGUGGUGAGGAGCGGCUGAGGGUGGAGACGAAGGUGAACGUGGAGCUGCACGCUGAGAAUAAGCUCAAGCACAAUGGAGAACGAGACAAGGAAGCGCCUCAGGAUAGGGACAAGGAGACCAGCAGCAACGCGAAGGACACGACAGCGCCAACAACGCAGGCCGGUCAGACCAACAGCAUCCAGCAACCAGAGCAGAGAAAAGGUAUCUUGAAGAACAAGAUCAGCUACCCGCCGCCGCUAUCCGACAAGAACAUGAAGAACCGUCUGAGGGAGAAGCUCAGCGACUACAACUCCCCCACCAUCACCUCCCCUUCGCCCAACAACAACAUGGCCGCCCCGCAGACUCCCACUUCCGUCAACAUCAUGGCGCCGACGUCCCGGCGGACCUCCUUGGCCUCCAACGACGGAGGAGGAGGAGGUCGUCCGCCCGGCCACCAUGACAACGGCUCCGUCGUCAAACCACCCGUCGCACCGCGGCCGCAGAUUCCCGCCGAGGCGUUGCCGGCGGCGAUCUACCGCGACACCAACGGAGGCGUGGCGAUGCACUUGAAGUCGGGGACGCUCAACGGCGGCAACGGAUCUGACUCCGAGGACAUCCAGACCAGCCCGCCGUUGUAGGAGGACAGGACGGGAGGAGCCACACCUCUCUCUCGGAGAGCAGUAUUAAAGAGCAGACAUGAGGACGGCCCCUCGGACAAAGAAGGAUAAAGGGAACAAACUCUUACCAUGUGAGGACCGUACGGAACCUGUGCCAUAAAAGGAAGGACAAGAUGGAGGCGCAGACGCUCUAAAUAUGAAGACUUCCUCUUGGAAUGUGUUGCAGGGUGACUUCACCUCCGCAUGUUGGUGGAAAGACUUUAGGACGUCAACAUGUUGGUACAUUUGUAGUCCAGGUGGAUUUCAAGGACACACACACAGACACACACGGGUGCUCCCUUUGUUUUUCUCUUGUUGAACUAUUUUCAUCAAACUUGAAACAAUCAGGGGAGCGUUUUGGACUGAGGCCUUUCAAGCACACACGUUUAAUCAAGCCAGAAAGCACUAAUGGAAGGAUGGAGAAGCAUUUUAGCACUAGAAACCUGUGAAGCCUUCUUUUACGCUCACCAAAGUCACAAGGCUUUCGCCUUUUUACAUGCUUCAAAAACGACAUAUUUGGGAAAGGCUUAAAGACAGGUGUCAAAGUCAAGGCCCGGGGGCCAAAUCUGGCACGCCACAUCAUUCCAUGUGGCCCGCGAACGCCUGGAAAUAAUACGCGUCAAUAAAAUAACCUUAUUUUUUCUUACUAAAUGUAUUUGUUCUUUCCAUUUUGACAGAAACAAAAUAUAUGUAUGGCAUGCAAUUAAUAUUAUUUAUGUUAUAUUAUAUUAUAUUAUAUUAUAAAUUAAGAUAUUUAAAUAUUUUUAUUUUGACAAAAAAAAGUUUGGAA
Messenger RNA from Entelurus aequoreus (snake pipefish), 10280 nucleotides. It is a transcript of the gene celsr1a, whose product is annotated as cadherin EGF LAG seven-pass G-type receptor 1a. Gene Ontology annotation, biological process: G protein-coupled receptor signaling pathway; homophilic cell-cell adhesion; cell surface receptor signaling pathway. The coding region runs from base 131 to 9472 and encodes 3113 amino acids. The record is from RefSeq and is a predicted model, not a curated record. NCBI's taxonomy places the organism in Eukaryota, Metazoa, Chordata, Actinopteri, Syngnathiformes, Syngnathidae. The transcript has 36 exons. Gene Ontology annotation, cellular component: plasma membrane. Gene Ontology annotation, molecular function: calcium ion binding; G protein-coupled receptor activity.